AUGAAAAAUGAUCUCUUAUCAUCAAACACUCACUGGAAAGGACUUCCUGCACGUCGAGCACUCAUGUUAAUAGUUAAUAUUUGUCGAGCAAUAAAUCAAGUUUAUCAUUCAGAAUUAGAAUAUGAAAUUAAUCAACAUAAAUCAAUACAUGAAAAUGAUCUUGCUCAAUUGGCUUUACAAUUAGCUAUUAAUGAAAUGAAAAAAGUUGCAGAAGAAGCAGAAACUGUUUAUAAUAAAUAA
Molecule: messenger RNA, 240 nt
Organism: Adineta steineri
Lineage: Eukaryota; Metazoa; Rotifera; Eurotatoria; Adinetida; Adinetidae
Source: the annotation of a GenBank genome assembly